Molecule: messenger RNA, 3429 nt
Organism: Homo sapiens (human)
Lineage: Eukaryota; Metazoa; Chordata; Mammalia; Primates; Hominidae
Gene: SLC35C1
Product: solute carrier family 35 member C1
Exons: 2
Coding region: 654-1748 (364 amino acids)
Biological process (GO): 'de novo' GDP-L-fucose biosynthetic process; GDP-L-fucose salvage; GDP-fucose import into Golgi lumen
Cellular component (GO): Golgi membrane
Molecular function (GO): GDP-fucose transmembrane transporter activity
Source: RefSeq, marked reviewed
CUCGGAUGUCCGGAGGCUCCUGGGCUGAGCCGGCGACAGAGCCCGGGAAGGCAGCGAGACGUGGGCGCCGGCCCAGCCCCCUCCCGCGUCCUUCAGCCCCAAGCCCCGAGCCCCUCUGACCCUUCCGCAGCCCUCCCUCCAGCCGCGCCCGGCCUCCGGCAGCUCCCUGUACGCCUCCCUCCCCCUGCCCGCCCCUCCCUCCCACAGCCGCCCAUGACGCCCUCUCGGCACCUCUUCCCACUCUGCCACGCGUCCUUUUCCUGCACCUUCGCCCCGCGUACCUACUCCUGCCCCGCCCUGCCAUUCCUCUCCCCUCCCUUCUCUCUGCGACCCCUCCCUGUUAGGCCCCAGCCUCUUCUCCCCUCACAGGUCUUCUCUGUCCUGGCCUCACCGCCUUAUCCUAUUCCUCUCCCUUGCCCUGUGUCUUGUCUCAGAGCCCCCUCGGGGUGGGAGUAGGUUGUGGAGCAGCACAACUGGGCUCACCCCAAAGCAGAACUUCUCAAUCCAUGAGGACAAUGGGGAGGCCUUUAGGCCAGCCCACAUGUGACAAUGGAGGGCUGCGGCUUCCUUGCGGAGAGCACAAGUGAGCUCACUGCCCUGGACUCCAGGGAAUCAGAGUUCUGGCCGCGGGGUGACCCAGCUCCUCUGCUACCAUGAAUAGGGCCCCUCUGAAGCGGUCCAGGAUCCUGCACAUGGCGCUGACCGGGGCCUCAGACCCCUCUGCAGAGGCAGAGGCCAACGGGGAGAAGCCCUUUCUGCUGCGGGCAUUGCAGAUCGCGCUGGUGGUCUCCCUCUACUGGGUCACCUCCAUCUCCAUGGUGUUCCUUAAUAAGUACCUGCUGGACAGCCCCUCCCUGCGGCUGGACACCCCCAUCUUCGUCACCUUCUACCAGUGCCUGGUGACCACGCUGCUGUGCAAAGGCCUCAGCGCUCUGGCCGCCUGCUGCCCUGGUGCCGUGGACUUCCCCAGCUUGCGCCUGGACCUCAGGGUGGCCCGCAGCGUCCUGCCCCUGUCGGUGGUCUUCAUCGGCAUGAUCACCUUCAAUAACCUCUGCCUCAAGUACGUCGGUGUGGCCUUCUACAAUGUGGGCCGCUCACUCACCACCGUCUUCAACGUGCUGCUCUCCUACCUGCUGCUCAAGCAGACCACCUCCUUCUAUGCCCUGCUCACCUGCGGUAUCAUCAUCGGGGGCUUCUGGCUUGGUGUGGACCAGGAGGGGGCAGAAGGCACCCUGUCGUGGCUGGGCACCGUCUUCGGCGUGCUGGCUAGCCUCUGUGUCUCGCUCAACGCCAUCUACACCACGAAGGUGCUCCCGGCGGUGGACGGCAGCAUCUGGCGCCUGACUUUCUACAACAACGUCAACGCCUGCAUCCUCUUCCUGCCCCUGCUCCUGCUGCUCGGGGAGCUUCAGGCCCUGCGUGACUUUGCCCAGCUGGGCAGUGCCCACUUCUGGGGGAUGAUGACGCUGGGCGGCCUGUUUGGCUUUGCCAUCGGCUACGUGACAGGACUGCAGAUCAAGUUCACCAGUCCGCUGACCCACAAUGUGUCGGGCACGGCCAAGGCCUGUGCCCAGACAGUGCUGGCCGUGCUCUACUACGAGGAGACCAAGAGCUUCCUCUGGUGGACGAGCAACAUGAUGGUGCUGGGCGGCUCCUCCGCCUACACCUGGGUCAGGGGCUGGGAGAUGAAGAAGACUCCGGAGGAGCCCAGCCCCAAAGACAGCGAGAAGAGCGCCAUGGGGGUGUGAGCACCACAGGCACCCUGGAUGGCCCGGCCCCGGGGCCCGUACACAGGCGGGGCCAGCACAGUAGUGAAGGCGGUCUCCUGGACCCCAGAAGCGUGCUGUGGUGUGGACUGGGUGCUACUUAUAGACCCAAUCAGAAUACGGUGGUUGAGAAGGAACCAGUGUUUACAAGUAAUAUCAGAAAGUUGAAGGAACCAGUGUUUACAAGUAAUACCAGAAAGUUGCCAAACCCUUCUCUAUCCUCUCGUAUUUCUGAGUUUUUGUCCUUCCCGAGGGAGCACCCUAGUGAGAGUUGAACCCCUUCCUUCUGCCUCCAGGGCCUGUCUGCCUCCACAUCACUCUGAGGACAGGGACAGGCAACAACCUUGAAGGGACAGCAAUGGCAAAGCCACAAAGGCUUCACUGUACUCAGGGGAGAUGGCCCUACCACAGCCACCUGGAGAGGGUUGGGAAGCCUUCCGUCUGCGGUGGGCAGGCAGCCUCACCCUGGGCCCACAGACCGGCCUUCCUUUGGAGGAAAGUGUGGCCUGGACUGAGGGAGGAAAUGAGCGAGUUCCCUCUGACACCAGCAGAUCCCCAGGGGCUGCUGGGCAGUGGCCUGGGAAUGGGGUGGAUUGUGAGAAAGUGCUCACCAUCUAUACACCCUGUAUGUCCAGCUUUUGAACACAAGGGAACCAUGCUUCUCUUAGAGGUUAAGCAGGGUCAUUAACAUCCUCCCCCAGUCCCUAACAUCACAUUGUCCUGCGUGGCUCCUCUGGCCCUGAGUGGCACCUGUCCCUCUGGUCUCCCAGCACCUGGCCCAGGUAACAGCCUUCUGAAAGCAGAGCCAAGGAGCUGCUUCUCUCUUCUCCCAGUUCUACCUCCCCAGAAGCCUUCCUCCCCAGGUGGGGCUGAUGGAGCAAGGGUCCAGACUAGGAGCCUUCCACCCCAGCUGUGUCUGGCGCCCCUAGAUCUCUGCAAGGGAGGUGUUACAGCUGGUUCUGAGCCGCUUGCCUUGUGAUGGUAAGACACCAACCUUUACAUUCUUCCCUGAGGUUGUGGCUGACAGAGCCUGCUUGGCCCCACUGUUAGUCCAGCGAGCUCCUAUAUCAAAAUGCCGUAGGCCGGGUGGCUUACAAACAACAGAAACGUAUUGCUCACAGUCCUGGGGGGCUGGGACGCCCAAGAUCAAGAGGCCAGCAGAUUCGGACUCCGCUGAGGGCUGUUUCCCGAUCCAUAGAUGGUGCCUUCUCGCUGUAUCCUCAAUGGUAGAAGCACAAACAAGCAAGCUCCUUCCUGCCUCUUUUAUAAGGACUCCAACCCUGUUCAUGAGGGUUCCGCCCCCAUGACCCAAUCAGCUCCAAAGGCCCCACCUCCUAAUACUGUCACCUUGGGGGUGAGAAUUCCAAUGUGAAUUUGCAGGGGGAGUGGGGGACACACACAAAUUUCGGGGCCAUACCACCCUUCACCACACCCUCCUGCGCUCAGGGUGGCUUGCAGUCCCUGGCCCUUCUGGUGGGCAUUUGGUAUGUCCUUUCUCUUGGGGUGAUUUCUGAUGUUUUUACUCUAUAUAGUGAAAAGCUAGGGAGAGCGGGUCUUCUCCCCCCUCCCUCUCCAGUCCCCUCACAAUCCCAGAUGGGUUCUAAUGCAGCUGCUGGGGCCUGAUGCCCUGAGUUGUUUGUGAUUCAAUAAAGAAUCCAUAAGA